Messenger RNA from Mobula hypostoma (lesser devil ray), 1111 nucleotides. Its product is annotated as immunoglobulin lambda-1 light chain-like. The transcript is spliced from 3 exons. Bases 72 to 809 code for a protein of 245 amino acids. The record is from RefSeq and is a predicted model, not a curated record. NCBI's taxonomy places the organism in Eukaryota, Metazoa, Chordata, Chondrichthyes, Myliobatiformes, Myliobatidae. Gene Ontology annotation, cellular component: IgG immunoglobulin complex; blood microparticle. Gene Ontology annotation, biological process: immunoglobulin mediated immune response. Gene Ontology annotation, molecular function: antigen binding.
UGAGACGCUCCCAGUGUUUGCACAACAGCGAACGGUUCGGUUGGAAGUUAGGACGCUCGCUGACCGAAGCAAUGUCCCCAGUUCUGCAUCUCCUGUGGGCUCUAAUGGUCCAUUUACCAGGUAUCCUGGCGGUCCCAGUCCUCAAACAGACCCCAGUGUCCGGUCCUGUCUCCGCGGGACAGACUGCCCGUUUAGAGUGCCGGCUACAGAACGGAAACGUUGGAAGUUACGCCUUUGGGUGGGACCGACAUCGUCCCGGGAAGAGACCGGAGGGGGUGAUUGGUCAUAGCACGGGUAAUAGCAUUUACAGAGGACCCGGCAUCACCGAACGUUUCCAACCGUCCAGAGACACCUCCGCCAACAGUCACAUCCUGACCAUCGGCAGCUUGGAGCCCGGCGACUCGGCCGUCUAUUACUGCAGAGUGUGGGAAAGUGGUGUUGGUUGGUUCUACGGACCGGGGACGAUGCUGGAGAUAAAGAGUAGCGAGAGCAGAAAGCCCUCGGUUCUCCUGCUUCCUCCCUCCCCGGAGGAGACCGGCUUGGGUUCCGCCACUCUAUCCUGCCUCGUGAGCGGCUUUAAGCCGGGCUUGGUCGAGCUGCGCUGGAGCGUGGAUCGCGUGGAGACGGACAGUGGCGUGACCACAGGCGCCGUGUCCACGGACACCGACGAGACCUACAAGCUGAGCAGUUACCUGCGGGUUCCCGCCGCUGCCUGGAACAAGGGCUCAAUCUAUUCCUGCAGCGUGAGCCACAGCUCGCUGAGCUCGCCUUUGCGUAACACCAUCUCUUCGUCCGCCUGUGCGCAGUGAGAGUGUGCCGGCUGGCAGCUCACGAAUACAGUGUAACCCGCACUGGGGCUGUGCAGUCGCCUUCUGCAAUGUAGUUCUGUAGCAAAUAUCCAUUUCUGGGAACACGAAAAAUGUUUAAUAAAUGCAGAGAUGUAUGUUUUGAUCGCCAAUCGUUUGGUACACGUAUUCCUAUGUCGAAUGUUUCUCACUAUGCUGUGUCUGAACUUCUGCUGUUUGUAGAAUGGGGAGAUAUUCACCAGGAGACGAUGACUGUAUUGUAAUUGAAUUUUGUAACACAGCACCUAAUAAAGAGGCAAUUCAGC